Molecule: messenger RNA, 1140 nt
Organism: Microthlaspi erraticum
Lineage: Eukaryota; Viridiplantae; Streptophyta; Magnoliopsida; Brassicales; Brassicaceae
Source: the annotation of a GenBank genome assembly
AUGGAAAACCAACUUCAAGAUCUUUCGAUUACUUCAGCUAAUACAAGUCUAGCCAAAGAAGAACAACAACUAGGCGAAGAAACGGUGGGCUUGCAAGCACAGAGUCUUGUAAACACAUUGGCCUUACCCAUGGUUUUCAAAGCCGCCUUGGAGCUUGGGGUCAUAGACACAAUGGCAGCCCUAGAUGAAGGUGUGUGGCUCUCAUCUUCUCAGAUUGUGCUUCGUCUCCCAAUCAAACCCACCAACCCGGAGGCACCGGUUUUGUUGGACCGUAUGCUGAUUUUACUAGCUAGCCACUCGAUCUUGAAGUACCGUAUGGUUGAAACUGGAGAAAACGUCCAAACCGGAAAGACGGAGAGGGAAUAUGCAGCUGAACCGGUUUGCAAGUUUUUCUUGAGAGACGGGACAGGUUCUCUCGCUUCUCGAUUCAUGGUAAACCAUAGCGAAGUCUAUUUCAAGACUUGGACAAAUCUCAAAGAUGUGAUAUUAGAAGGAAAGGAUGCAUUCACCUCUGCUCAUGGCAUGAAACUUUUCGAAUACGUUUCGUCGAACAAACAAUUCGGUGAGAUGUUUAACAAGGCAAUGUCGGAAGCUUCCACAUUGACCAUAGAGAAGGUUUUAGAAGUUUACAAAGGAUUCGAAGAUGUAAACACUUUGGUAGAUGUUGGUGGAGGCAUUGGAACAGUCUUAGGUCUAGUGACUUCAAAGUAUCCUCAUAUUAAAGGCAUCAAUUUCGAUCUACCCUCGGCUAUAGCACAAGCUCCUCUUUAUCCUGGAGUGGAGCAUGUUUCAGGAGAUAUGUUUAUAGAAGUUCCAAAAGGAGAUGCUAUUUUCAUGAAAUUGGUACUACAUGAUUGGAAUGACGAAGACUGUGUAAAGAUUCUUAAGAAUUGUUGGAAAAGUCUUCAUGAAAAAGGAAAAGUGAUAAUAGUCGAGAUGGUUAGGCCAGUAAAACCAAAGAUCAACGAUGCUUCGUCUAAAGUUGUGCUGGCCAGAGACAUGGUGAUGUUAACGUUGUGCUCGGGUGGUCAAGAGAAGUCUCUUUCUCAGUUCGAGACUUUGGCCUUUGAUUCAGGUUUUCGUCGUUGUGAAAUCAUUUGUCGUGUAAAUUCAUAUCAUGUCAUCGAAUUCCAUAAAUAG